Saccoglossus kowalevskii is the source of this 1353-nucleotide messenger RNA. Its product is annotated as steroid 17-alpha-hydroxylase/17,20 lyase-like. Gene Ontology annotation, biological process: progesterone metabolic process; hormone biosynthetic process. Lineage: Eukaryota; Metazoa; Hemichordata; Enteropneusta; Harrimaniidae. Gene Ontology annotation, molecular function: heme binding; steroid 17-alpha-monooxygenase activity; iron ion binding. The record is from RefSeq and is a predicted model, not a curated record.
AUGUUCAAACGACUAAUAAAUCCUAUUUGCGGAAAUAAAUUUAUAUUUAAAAGUGAUGUGUACAGCGUGAAAUUGUUUACAACUAAUGUAGUUGUGAUUAACUCAUACAAGGCUCUGCAAGAAGCCAUGAUCACCAGGGGAUCAGACUUUGCUGACCGCCCUCAAAAUUUUACCACAGCGAGAAUUAUCACUGAUUAUAAAGAUAUUACAUUUCAAAAUUACACCGAUCAACUAAAAAGACAUCGGAAGAUCCUACAGACUGCGAUGCGUGCAAAUGGUACCAAGGGAUGGCAGAAGCUCAUAUCAAAGGAAAUUGAUAAGUUCUUAGAAUCACUUUCAAGAAAGGCAGGAACUCUUUUUGAUAUCGACCAUUCUCUCACUGUAACAUCGUUCAAUGUUGUGUGUGAUAUGGUAAUUGGACGGACGUUUACAGAGAACGAUAUGGAAUUCAAUAAUUUCCAAGAUGCGACCAGAGAAGUGACAAUGUGUUUACUGGCUACAAAUGUUGUUGCCUAUUAUGAUUAUGUUCCAUGGGUGAAAGUAUUCAUGCGGUCGAAACUCCAGUAUAUGAAGGAUGUAUCUGACAGGCGUUAUCGAUUUCUGGAGUCCGAACUUGAACACCAUAUUGCUACAUUUGACAGAGAAAAGCCCCGUGAUAUGAUUGAUAUGAUAUUGAUUGAAAGGGAAGAUUCAGACAUGAAAGCUGAUGACAUGUACAGCAAUGCACAUAUAAUACAAUCACUGAUAGAUUUACUUUCUGCAGGUGUUGAAACUGCCAUAUCGGCAACUAAAUGGUUGUUAAUAGAAUUGAUCCACCACCCGGAUAUCCAAGCAAAAAUCCAUCAAGAACUAGACGAAGUUAUUGGUGGUGACCGUCUCCCAGUCUACAGUGACCGGCAAAAUUUGCCCUAUGUUGAAGCAGCUAUUUAUGAAGCUUUACGCAUUCACAGCACUGUACCUCUGGGUGUUUUUCGCUGCACUGCUCGUGACACCUCGUUAGGGGGCCAUGAUAUUCCCACAAACACCAUUGUUAUACCAAACCAUUGGGCAAUUGAUCACGAUGAGAAGGUCUUUGAAGAUCCAUAUAGUUUUAAUCCUCAACGAUUCAUAGAUCCCAAAACUGGUUUAUUAGUUUCAUAUAACAAUAUGAACUUUGCUCCUUUUAGUAUGGGUCGUCGUGUAUGCUUAGGAGAAGUAUUUGGUCGUAUGAAGUAUUUUUUGAUUGUUUCUAAUAUCCUACAUCAGUUUGAGUUUGUUGUUCCUCCGGGAGUUGAAAAACCUUCCCGCGAGGGCAUUCUGGGCUUAACAUAUCACCCCAAACCAUUUGAAGUCAUGGUCAAAAAAAGAAAGUGA